ACAUACAGAGUGCAACGAUGUUUUACUCACAAACAGUCGCCAUGAAACUGUACCUGUGUAUCGUGCUGCUGUCUGUUCUGCCGUGGACCAUCAGUGGAGGAAAAAUACUGGUGUGGUACACCGAAGGAAGCCACUGGAUCAACAUGAAGCCAGUGCUGGAAGAGCUGGUCCACCGCGGGCACCAGGUAACAGUCCUGACCCCGAGCGCGUCCCUGUAUAUGAACACAAGUGAGCAGGCACUUUUCGACUAUGAGCUCUUUUCUGUUGAAGUUUCAUUGAAAGAAAUCGAGGAAUUCAUGGAGGAGUUUCUACAGUUCUCCAUGUAUGAGAUGGACCACAAGAAUUACUUGCAGAUUUACAUGAGAUUUAUUGAACUCAUGGAAACUGACAUGAAAUAUUCAUUGGCAUUUUUGGACGGAGUAGUGAAAUCAGACGAGUUAAUGAACAAAUUGAAAGCAGGCAAAUACGAUCUCCUGUUUUCUGAUCCCAUCUACCCGGGAAGUGACUUGGUUGCAGAUAUUUUGGAUAUACCGCUGGUCUUCUCUCUUCGGUUUUCUUUAGCAAAUAAUUGGGAAAGGCACUGUGGUCAGGUUCCUGCUCCACCCUCUUUUGUCCCAGGAGCCAUGAGUAAACUGACAGACAAGAUGUCCUUUUCAGAGCGAGUGUGGAACUUUCUCUACUAUGCAUUGAAUGAUGUUGUUAUAGAUUUGGUCAUUUGGUCAAAGUUGGAUAAAUAUUAUACAGACAUCAAAGGGAAACCAACUAGUGCUUGUGAGCUCAUGAGCAAAGCUGAAAUCUGGCUCAUGAGAACUUACUGGGAUUUUAAUUUUCCACAUCCUUUUCUUCCCAACUUCAAAUAUGUGGGUGGGAUUCACUGCAGACCUGCUAAACCCUUACCCAAGGAUCUAGAAGAGUUUGUGGAGAGUUCCGGAGAUGCUGGUAUUGUUGUCUUUACGCUUGGAUCCAUGAUCAAUAACAUCACUGCAGAAAAAGCAACCAUGAUAGCUUCAGGCCUGGCUCAGAUACCACAGAAGGUGGUUUGGAGAUACAGUGGGGAGACACCUGAAACUCUGGGUGCCAAUACAAGAAUUUACAACUGGAUUCCACAAAAUGACCUACUUGGUCAUUCCAAGACUAAAGCAUUCAUCACUCACGGGGGCACAAAUGGGAUCUACGAGGCCAUCUACCACGGUGUACCUAUGGUGGGUCUCCCAAUGUUUGCUGACCAACCAGAAAACAUGCUCCAUAUGACAGAAAAGGGAGCUGCAAUUUCUUUGGAGUUCAAUUUCAUAAAGCCAGAGGAUCUACGAAAUGCCAUCAACACUGUAAUCAAUGACAAAUCUUAUAAAGCAAACGCCAUGCGCCUUUCAGCUAUCCACCAUGACAGACCAUUAAAUCCUCGAGAUGAAGCUGUAUUCUGGAUUGAGUUUACGAUGAGAAACAAAGGGGCCAAACAUCUGAGAGUGGAAGCCCACAACCUUACCUGGUACCAGUACCAUUGUCUAGAUGUGGCCGCUUUUCUUCUGUCUGUGAUACUGCUCCUCCUUUAUCUUUUACUCAAGACUUGUAAGUUUUGUUUGUGGAAAUGCUGCAGCAGAAAGGACAGAAAAACAAAAGCAGAAUAAUUUAUGUACUCUCUAUAUUUUUUAUCAUCUUACAUUCUUAACCCUUUUUUUGGAGGAGCAGCAUUAAAACGUGUGUAACUACACUGUAAACCUCAGAAUUCUAGAGGGCCAGGUGGUCUGACUUUUAAGCACACCUGUCACUGAUUGUAGGUGAUGUGUCAGCUGCUGAUUGGCUCACAUAAAGGACUUGGAAAAACACCAGAUUGAAUUGUCUGACUUUACUUAUACACCAUAGUAUCCCAGUCCACCCAAGACCCACUGAACAUUAUAUAAUAUAAUGAAAACAAAUUAAUA
This is a messenger RNA of Boleophthalmus pectinirostris (great blue-spotted mudskipper), 1919 nucleotides long. RefSeq names its product UDP-glucuronosyltransferase 2A1-like. NCBI's taxonomy places the organism in Eukaryota, Metazoa, Chordata, Actinopteri, Gobiiformes, Gobiidae. The record is from RefSeq and is a predicted model, not a curated record. The transcript is spliced from 6 exons. Bases 18 to 1625 code for a protein of 535 amino acids. Gene Ontology annotation, molecular function: UDP-glycosyltransferase activity.